This is a messenger RNA of Ilex paraguariensis (yerba mate), 1203 nucleotides long. The record is from the annotation of a GenBank genome assembly. NCBI's taxonomy places the organism in Eukaryota, Viridiplantae, Streptophyta, Magnoliopsida, Aquifoliales, Aquifoliaceae.
CUCAAAUUUACCUGCAUACUGCAGAGAAACACGUACAGUUGGCAGAUCAAGUCUCGCGCAUCGACUUCUACGGCGAAUCUGCGAGUGCAUUCCGGCAAGAUCUCGAUCAUUCUGAGUGAAAAUUUUAGUCUGAUCCGUUUCUCAAAAUUGAUCUGCUUGAAUAUUUGGAUACAUCCGAUUGAUGGCUCCGGUUUCGGCUCUUGCGAAGUACAAGCUAGUGUUCUUGGGGGAUCAAUCAGUAGGGAAGACAAGCAUCAUCACUCGAUUCAUGUACGAUAAGUUCGACAACACAUACCAGGCUACAAUUGGAAUCGAUUUUCUGUCAAAGACAAUGUACCUUGAAGAUCGAACAGUGCGUUUGCAGCUCUGGGAUACUGCUGGACAAGAAAGGUUCAGGAGUCUCAUCCCCAGCUAUAUCAGGGAUUCCUCUGUUGCAGUCAUUGUGUACGAUGUUGCAAGCAGGCAAUCAUUCCUGAACACUUCCAAGUGGAUUGAGGAGGUUCGCACUGAGCGAGGCAGUGAUGUUAUCAUUGUCCUUGUUGGGAACAAAACUGAUCUUGUGGACAAGAGGCAAGUUUCGAUAGAGGAAGGAGAAGCCAAAGCUCAUGACUUAAACGUUAUGUUCAUUGAAACUAGUGCAAAGGCUGGCUUCAAUAUAAAGGCAUUAUUCCGGAAGAUUGCUGCAGCCUUGCCAGGAAUGGAAACACUAUCUUCGGCUAAGCAAGAAGACAUGGUUGACGUCAAUCUUAAGUCUAGCAAUCCUAGUGGAUCUCAGUCCCAACCAGCCUCAGGAGGAUGUGCCUGUUGAAUGGCCUUCAUCGAGAACCUUUUUGCCUUCUUCGUUUUCUAUCGUUCUCUGAUCCUAAAAUGUCUGUAAAGUUCUUCUUUCUCCUUGACAGCCUUAAAUUUUUUCGGUGCGCUGGUUAUAGAAGUUAAACUGAGAUAUAAGAGUAAGAUCCAUCAUUAUAGUCGGUACAUUCCCUUUCCAGGUUAUGUGAGAUCUUAAAAACAAACAGUUUCCAUUUAGCAGGCUUAUUGAUAUAUGCUGUGGUCUGUGAUAACAUUGCAAGAACUGAGGAAACCCUAGCAGUGAGUAGUGAUCAAUGGUUGGUAUGACGUGUUUAAUUGCCUUUUUUUUUUUAAAAAAAAUUAAAAUUUUGUAAGCUGUAUGUUGUCAAAAGUUUUGCCUAUAAUGGAGUUGAU